Chenopodium quinoa (quinoa) is the source of this 6055-nucleotide messenger RNA. RefSeq lists its product as uncharacterized. The record is from RefSeq and is a predicted model, not a curated record. NCBI's taxonomy places the organism in Eukaryota, Viridiplantae, Streptophyta, Magnoliopsida, Caryophyllales, Amaranthaceae. The coding region runs from base 5176 to 5793 and encodes 205 amino acids. The transcript has 6 exons.
GUAUUGAAUUAUAUAAGAUCAAAUUGGGGUUUGAAUCAAUUUUUGUUAAUCUGUUGAUAGUUAGGAGUUUUUCUAUAGUUAAUGUGUAUAAAUUGGGUUUGAAUCAAUUAUGGCUAUGAUAAAUCUGAAUAAUUAAUUUGAUUAAGUUAGCUCUUAUGCUUUGUUGAUAAUCAGGUUCGUUAGUUUCCCCUUUUUCAUAGUAUAAUUUGUUCAUUUGCUUCUCAAUUGAAUUAUGCUAUUUGCUUAUUUGGUCGGAUAAAUUAUGUUAAAAAGUACUUUGAUUUUAAUUUUCUGAACUUUUUAAUUGUUUGCAUGUUCACAUUCCAACUUCUUGAUGAUUUGAUGUAUGUAUAUGGAUUUAUUUUUCUCAUGUUUUCUAUAAUAUUGUGCAAAGUUGUCGAAUUUAAUUGAAUAAUGAAUAAGGAAUUUAACUGAAUAAUGAAUUUAAUUGAAUAAUUGCAUAAUGAAUUUAUGGUGGGGAACAAGCUAUCAUUUGUAUUGCAUUCUUUGUAACCUUUUUCUCCACGAUGCCUUUGAUUUUGCUUUUGAUAGUAUUCAUUAUUCCUCUGCAGCUGUAUCAAUCAUAGCAACCUUCAAAUCCCACAAAGCCUUGUUUUCUAAAGUUUCAUAUAAUUAUACUUGAUACACCACUGCUGCAAUGACAGCCAGAGCACUUUCUUCUUAUAGGAUCCAUGUAAACAAUCUAGAGUAGUCAACUGCAGGAGUAGCACACUAGAUUUACAAAGUUCCCUUAGCCCAACUGGAUUUAUAUCUCCUCGUCCAUAUAAGACCUUUUCUGAAGUACAAAGUAGCUGUAUCAGACCAGAACGCACAUUUAUAUCUCUUUACACAUAAGCCUUGAAUUACCUUUCUUCUCUCAAACUAUUGAACUAUUGUACUGAAUUGCUAAUUUCUGAUUUCCUGGCAAUAAAAGAAGGGGAGACAACACAAUGCUAUAAGCUCCAAUAAUGCAUCCUAAAUUUGGUUGUAUAUUUUUAGUAUUAGUUAAAAAAAAUUCACAAGAUUUGUUGAUUCGAAGCUCUGAUAUGUAUUGUAAAAGGACAGCUUUGUUAAUUUGGGUGUUUUAAUGAAUUUUGUAUGAUAAGUUAUUGAAAAAGGACAUGGGUAUAACUUGAGAACAGUAGAAUAACCUGUAUAACUCUCUCAAUUUAAGAUUGGAUAUUAAAGUAUGAUUAUAAGAAUUGUUGAAUUCCCAAAAGACAAUCACAUACCACUGGUUCAUUCUAAUGAUAUUAAGUUUAUCAAAUUAAACACUCACUUAACUACUCUUGACUCUAAUUUCUUUUUUAGUGACAUUGUUUUAUAUUUUGAGUUUGAUUAGCUUCAGAGUAGUUGCAAAGUUGCAGGUCUUUUUGUAAUUUCUAGGAAAUCAAUAAUGAUGUCUCAAACUCUUAAAGUAGGUAAUAAACAUAUUUUUGAGAUAAAGUUAAGUGAUUGAAUAAUGGUUCUAUUUAUAUGGACGAAAGUUUUAUCUUUAUUACAAAGAUUGUAAAAUAAAAAAAUGAGUGCUGACAAAACAUAAUCAAGUAUGUAACCUAAGGUUUCAUUAACUAGACCUAUAAUUUGCUAAGCUAUAAUUACUACGACGAAACAUAAUCAAGUAUGUAAGUAUAAUCAGACACUUAGUUUUGUUUCUACUUUUAUUUUUUUGUAAAGAUAGUUUUGUUUAUCUUAGUUCCAUCUAUAUUUGAGAUUAUUGUGUUUUAUCUUAUUUUAUGUUAGUUUUUUUUUUUCUUUUCUUUUUCUUAUAGAAAAUGACUCCUAGUAAGGAUUGGAUGACCAUUGAAGAUUAUGUUAAUGACCCAUUAUAUGUGGAGGGAGUAGAUAAUUUUCUAGACUAUGCAUUUCAAAAGUUAAAAACUUCGUCGAUAAUACGUUGUCCUUGUUGUCAAUGUAUGAAUAGAGAGUCUGGUAAUCGUGAAAAAGUCAGAGAACAUCUACUAGUUUUUGGAGUAGUUAAAAGGUAUACCUUUUUGUAUCAUCAUGGAGAGGAGUUAGAUGAGACUCAACUUGAUUCUGAUGAUGAUGAGGCUGAUGGGAGAGAUCAUGAAGACCAUGAUGAAAUGCUUAGCAUCUUGCGGGAUCUUCAUCCAGAGUACCGUGAUGGGAGUUCACCCAUUGAUGUCAAUAAUGUUAAUGAGCCAAAUGCCGACACUAAGAAAUUCUAUAGCUUGCUGAAAGAUUCACAAGAUCCAGUUUAUGAAGGUUGCAAGAGUUCUAGAAUGUCCGCACUCUUAAAUCUCCUUCAUAUCAAGACUCUUGGUCGCUGGAGUAAUGAAUCGUUUACCAUGCUAUUAGUUUUCCAUAAGAAGGAUCUUUUGCCCGAUGGAUCAAAUUUUCCUGAUUCUUACUAUGAGUCAAAGAAGAUCAUGAAAGAUUUGGGGCUUUCAUAUGAGAGAAUUGAUGCUUGUGUCAAUGAUUGCAUGUUAUAUUGGAGGGAUAAUGAGAAGUUGGAUGCAUGCAAUGUGUGUGGUGCUUCAAGAUGGAAAACUGACAAACAUAAUGGGGAGGACAAAUGUAAGAAAAAUGGUUAGAGAAUACCUCAAAAAACACUGCGAUACUUUCCUCUAAAACCAAGACUUCAAAGACUAUUCAUGUGCUCUAAAACUGCUUCUUUGAUGACAUGGAAACAUGGCAAAAAGCAGAAAGAUGGUACGAUGAGACAUCCUGUAGAUGGAUCGGCUUGGGAAUCAUUUGACAAAGAGUUUCCUGAUUUUGCAUCAGAUCCUCGAAAUGUUAGGUUAGGGCUUGCUAGUGAUGGUUUUCAACCUUUUGCAAAUUCGAAAACCAACUAUAGUAUUUGGCCAGUGGUUCUUAUUCCCUAUAUCUUACCCCCUGAACUUUGUAUGAAGCAGUCAAAUAUGAUUCUAUCAAUGCGUAUUCCUGGUCUUAAAGGUCCGGGUAACGCAAUUGAUGUAUAUCUGCAACCCUUAAUCGAGGAAUUGAAUGACGUACUUAUGGGCCACUAGGGUAAAUGCUUUUGAUGCAGCAACUCAACAUCAUUUUCAACUACGCACAGCUUUGAUGUGGACAAUUAAUGAUUUUCCAGUGUAUGCAAUGUUAUCUGGAUGGAGUAUUAAGGGGAAUUUAGCAUGUCCUUGUUGUCUUAAAGAUACCUGGUCGAAGAGGCUAUCUCAUGGGGCCAAAGAAUGCUUUAUGGGCCAUCGAGUGUAUUUGCCAAAGAAUCAUAGAUGGCGAAAGGAUAAGGCUUCAUUUGAUGGAACAAUUAAGCAGGGUUUACCUCCAAAGCCUUGUUCAAUCAACGAAAUUCUUCAUCAGCUAAAGGAUCUAGAAAAUAUCAUAUUGUCUAAUGAUCCACGAGUGAAGACAAAGAUAUCUCAUGAGCUUAGGGGAGACAAUUGGAAUAAGAAAAGCAUUUUCUUUAAGCUUCCAUAUUGGAGGACACAUCUAUUAUGACAUAAUUUGGAUGUAUGCAUAUUGAGAAAAACAUAUGUGAAAGAAUUCUUGGUACGAUGAUGAAUAUUAAAGGGAAGACAAAAGACACCAUAAAAUCUCGUCAUGACUUACAGGUUAUGGGGUUGAGGCCAUCAUUGCAUCCAACCAAAGAAGGGGACAAAUGGAAGAUGCCACCAGCCCCAUUUACUUUUUCCUCUUUGAAAGAGUUAAAGGUUCCUGAUGGUUUUUUCAUCUAAUAUAUCAUACUGUGUUAACUCUAAGGAGGCCAAAAUUUUAGGUUUAAAGAGUCGUGAUUACCAUGUCAUACUCGAACAUCUUCUUCCUUUUAGCAAUGCGUGGCCUACUAACUCCACUUGAGGUAUUUUACUAUAUUAUGUGCUAAAGUAAUCAAUGUGGAAGAGUUGAAGCAACUAGAGUCUCAAAUUCCUAUUACUCUCUGCAAACUAGAGAGAGUAUUUCCUCCUUCUUUCUUUGAUGUGAUGAUGCAUUUGCCUAUUCAUCUAGCUAGUGAAGCCAUAGUUGCGGGUCCUGUUCAGUUCAGAUGGAUAUAUCCUAUUGAAAAAUAUAUGUACAAGCUUAACUCUUAUAUAAGGAAUAGGGCUCAUCCAAAGGCUUCAAUCGUAGAGGGAUAUUUAGCAGAUGAGUGCAUAACUCUUUGCUCAAGGUACAUGCAGAAUGUUGAAACUAGAUUUAAUCGUCUUGAGCGAAAUUAUGAAAAUGCAUAUGGUGGUGAUGAGGCCUUGCCUAAAUUUAGUCAUCCUGGUCGAGGCUUAGGUGCUCCAAAUAUCAUUGAUGUUCCAAAGUGUGAGUUAGAUCAAGCUCAUAAUUAUAUUUUGAAGAAUUGUGAUGAGGUUCAACCGUUCCUUGAUUAAGACUCUUAGCCUUAGUAAGUUUCUUCUUUUUUUUCUUUGCUGUAGUUUUUUUUUUUUUUUUUUUUUUUCCAGAAAUUUUUCUCAGCUAAUACAAACAAUGGAUUAUCUGAGGAGGAAUGGAGUGAGAAUUUUAAAAAAUGGUUUAAAGAAGAAGUAAGCCAUUGAAUUUUCAUCAGAUUUUUAGAUCAUUGAAACUUGAACUAUAUUAAUUUUUUUUUUCUUUUUUCUUCUCUGGUAGGUUGCUCGGUUAUAUGAGACUAAUAAGAGCAAAGAAAUAGAAAAUCUCCUUUCACUAUCACGUGGCCCAACCCAAUAUGUAACCUCUUUUGGUGGUUAUAUUGUGAAUGGGUAUAGAUUUCACAUACAAAAUCGCGAAAACGCUUUGAGAACACAAAAUAGUGGAGUGGUUGUGAUUGGAAACACGGGAGAAAGAGAUGAUAACAUAGAUUAUUAUGGAGUAGUAACAGAUAUAAUUGAGAUGCAAUAUCUUGGUGGAAAUUGAGCUGUUUUAUUUCGUUGUAAAUGGUGGGAUGUAUUUGAUAAGCUUAGAGGAAUAAAAGAAGACAAAUAUGGAAUUGUUACUGUUAAUUGCAAUAAGCAAUUAAAAACUAAUGAACCAUUUAUCUUAGCUAGCCAAGCAAGACAGGCUUUUUCACCAAUCUACUAUUAAGAAGAAAGCAGGGAAUGGAAAAAAAAAGAGGAAGAAACAAAUGUAAAGAAAUUGCUAGACUAAAACCCAAUGAGAAGCUACAUAUCGAGUUCAUCAACAAUCGAGCCAUAGGGGAGAAUCACAAAGUAUUUUCAAGACAUUUGGGGAUCAUAGUCCGAGAUACUAACAUUUGUCCUCUAAGAGUGCGCUAAUGGGAUGAUAAUGGGGACAGAGAAAAAGAUCACAUGUGGACAGCAGUCACAGAUGUUUUCACAAGUGAAAACAUGGACACUUAUAAGGAGCAUGUUCUUGGCAUAUGAAAAAGUUGUGGACAAAUUGGAGAGGAGAUCUAUUAAGAAAAGAAGUGAAAGAAACUCUGUUAACCGAAGUAAAUAUGCUAAAGCGUUAAUGCCACGUACUGGGAGCAAGCCUAUUAGGCAAAUCAUUUGGGACGAUCUGGGAGGAAGUAAAGGGAAUAAACCUACUCUGGUUGAUGUGUUUUAUACCACUCGCAAAAAAGGCAAUAGCCUUCCAAACGCGGAGACAAUCCAGAAACAUGCUGAAAUUCAAGAAACAAUGGAAAAAGAACCAUCACAUUCCUUUGUCCAGGUUGCACAAAAGGUUUUAAAAUCCAAGUCUCGAGAUCGUGUUGUUGGUUUAGGAGGAGGAAUAACUUUAAUAGAUAUGAUUGGACCACAACCAAGUAGAGAAGAGCUUCAAAUUGAGUUGACUGCAGCCCAAAAAAAAAUGAAGAUCUUACAAAUUAUGUGGAGACUAUUCAAGAAGAAAACACCGAACUUAAGAGUCGCAUGGGUUUGGUUGAAGCUGAAAUGAACAUGUUGAAAGAUACAUUGAUAAAACAAUUCAAUGCUUCGUUUUCGAACAAUGGUUCCAACACACAAACUCCGAGUACCUGAUUGUGCUUGAAGAGCUUUGAUGGUCAAGCCCAUAGAUUUAAAUUUCAAUUAUUAUUUAGUUUUUUUAGUGGAACGCUAAACGUCGCCCUCGGAUCUCUAACUAACGCCCGCAAAAUAACGUAAAAUGAUGUAUGUAGCCUUGUUAUAAAAAUAUUAUAAAAUAAUUAUUUUUACAUGAA